GUUACCAAAUUAUAUAAUCUAACAAUAAUCUUUUUCAAUCAUCUACUUCGUAUUAUUUAUAGCAUACUCUAUUUAUUGUCCACAAGCAAGCACAAUCUAUUUAUAUAAACAACCAUUAUAAUCAUCCUUUUAAACCAAACCCAACAUAAAAGUUACACAAUACAAAUCAAAGGCAGUUAGUUGAACACACAAACUAAAAAAGUUGCACUAACAUGGAGCAAAAAGAUGAAGACCCACCUCCUUUUUGGAUGCAGAACACCACCGCCCUCCGCCGUGCGGACCGCCACCGCCAUAGACGCAACCAAUUGGCAUCGAGCUUAUUUCUCAACACUGGUGUUCUUGUUGUACUGUUGCUGGCAGCAGCUGUUGUAUUCCUAGCUAUAGUGAUCCCUUCUGUAUUGUCUCUUGCUCGAUCGAUCUUCAAUCCGAGCUUAGUGAAGAGUAGUUGGAACUCUCUGAAUCUGAUUCUUGUUCUGUUUGCGAUUGUUUGUGGGUUUUUGGGAAGGAAGGAUGAUGAUCAAAGUACACCAGUUAGCAGUCCUAUGAAACAGGAAGCUGUUAAGUCUGUUGAAUCAUCUAGUCCACGUCAGUGGUAUGAAUAUCAACAAGAUAGUAUGAGGAGGUUAAGAAGGAACAGUAGUUCGUACCCGGAUCUCCGGCAAGAGGGACAGUGGUUGGUGAGUGAGAAUAGGUGGCGGUCGUAUGAUGAUACUCAUGUAUAUAAUCAUCAGUUUCAGAGAUCUGAGAGUCGUAUUAGUCGUAGCAGAUCUAUGGGAGUGUUGGAUGAAGAUGAGAUUGAUGUUAAAAACAUUGGGGUUGAUACUUUUGUAGGUGGUGGAAUAGAGGUUGCACCACCAUCGAGAACACCAACACCAACACCACCACCAGCUUCUCAAAAUAAUGUUCAUGUUAGAUCCAAACAAGUAGCUGAUGAGGAUGAGGAUCAAUAUGUUACCAAAAAUAUUGAGAUGGUUACCAAAUCUGAAUCAAUUCCACCAUCUGUCCAUCAAUCAAUUCCACCAUCACCACCAUUGUCACCGCUAUCUCCAAUAUCACCGACCUCGUAUUUCUGGCCAUCACCAUCGCCACUGCCCCCACCUCCACCACCGCCGCCCCAGCGAGCACAUUCAUCAAUGUCAGUUAAAAAGAAGCAUGAAAGUAAGCGGGACAGCCCAAUAAGAAGGAAACCCAAAUCAAAAGUUGAAAAGCAAAUGCCAACAUCAGCAUUUCUACAGCAACCAUUAUCACCACCCUCUCCAUUAUAUCCAACCAAUGACUUUUGGCCACCACCAUCACCCCCGCCGCCACCACCCCCACCCCCGCCACGAAAUGCAUUUAAAUAUCAACCAUCGUCACCACCAUCACCAUUGUAUCCAACCAAUGACUUUUGGCCACCACCAUCACCCCCUCCGCCGCCGCCGCCCCCACCCCCGCCACGAAAUGCAUUUAAAUAUCAACCAUCAUCACCACCAUCCCCAUUAUAUCCAACCAAUGACUUUUGGCCACCACCAUCACCAUCACCCCCGCCGCCACCACCCCCACCCCCGCCACGAAAUGCAUUUAAAUAUCAACCAUCGUCACCACCAUCACCAUUAUCACCAAUCAAUUAUUUCUGGCCAUCACCAUCACCACCGCCGCCGCCACCUCCACCACCACCACCUCCACGAACACAUUCAUCAAUGUCAGCUAAAAAGAAGCAUGAAAAUAACAACCCGGGAAAGAGGGAAUCUAGAUCAAAGGUUCCAAUUCAAGCACCGCCACCACCACCUCCACCGCCCCCACCUCAGUCACGGCCAAUAAGAGGCCAGUUCUCAGAAGACACCAGAGAUAAAAAGAGAGGGAUUGUAGUUAGAACCCUCAGCCGUCUUCCAAGAAGGAAAAGGAAGCAGGCAAGGAGGAGUUAUGAGAAUUUAACAGAAAUUAUCCAACCUCCAAAAACAUCAAUUCAACGUUCAAAGUCCACUCCAGAAUUCCCACCAGCAUCUCCUCCACACCCGCCACCACCACCGCCUCCUCCACCACCUUCCAUGUUCCAAAAUAUUUUCACCAAAAAGGGAAAGGGUAAGAGGAAAGUACAUUCCCAUUUCACUACCACUUCAUCCCCUCGACAUGUGCCAUCACCACCUGCUAGGCCGCAACAACACCAAUACCAAAGCCAUAGGCCGUCACCUAAGACUACAACCACGCCACCAGCUACCAGAAGAACAGUCCCACUCCCACCAGCUAAAACAGAUAGCUUCAGCAGCAUGGCUGGAAACAAUGGUAAUGGCAGUGAGUCACCAUUGAUCCCAAUACCACCACCACCACCUCCGCCGCCAUUUAAGAUGUCAGCAUGGAGGUUUGUCACACAAGGGGAUUACGUGAAGAUAGAGAGCAACAAUAACAGUCCACGCAGUUUCGGCUUUUCAGCAUCAGAGGACGAGGACAGUUCACCAAACAAUCAGAAAAGUAGCAACUUGUUUUGUCCAAGUCCAGAUGUGGAUACUAAAGCUGAUGACUUUAUUGCCAAAUUCAGAGCCAGACUGAAACUUGAUAAGAUGAAUUCAAUUAAGCGGAAUCAUGGGACUGGUCCUUCACCACUGGGAUCCGAUUCAGGCCAACCCUGAUCCAAGAUCAAUGCCAUGGCAGUCCAAAAUCAGAAUGAAGUCAGUAUAUUUUUCUCAAGUAUCAAAACAGGGAUUCUUUUUUUCUUUUUAAAUUAUUCCUUCAUUUAUUCUUUGGGGUGAGCUUUUUUUGUUUUUUUUGUUUUGGCUGAUACGAGAAGUGUAGAUGUUGUUGAUAGACUAGAAUGAUACCAUAAGUCCAUAAUACUCAGCAUACUCAUAUGCGGAAAGUACACACAGAUAUGGAACCUUUUUUUUUGUCCUUCAAUUCUAGUACUAGUUUUGUUUUGUUUCCGGGCAUAUCAUGAUCUGCUUCUACUUUAAUAAAGGAUAUCUACUAGAAGUUGUUGUAUAAAAAAACAUGAGAUAAGGAUAUUUUUAUUUGUAUUA
This is a messenger RNA of Spinacia oleracea (spinach), 2993 nucleotides long. Its product is annotated as formin-like protein 20. Gene Ontology annotation, biological process: actin filament polymerization. The coding region runs from base 213 to 2606 and encodes 797 amino acids. The transcript has a single exon. The record is from RefSeq and is a predicted model, not a curated record. Gene Ontology annotation, cellular component: actin filament. NCBI's taxonomy places the organism in Eukaryota, Viridiplantae, Streptophyta, Magnoliopsida, Caryophyllales, Amaranthaceae.